This is a messenger RNA of Pyrenophora tritici-repentis Pt-1C-BFP, 1611 nucleotides long. The record is from RefSeq and is a predicted model, not a curated record. Lineage: Eukaryota; Fungi; Ascomycota; Dothideomycetes; Pleosporales; Pleosporaceae.
ACAGCCAAACAUCCUUAGUAACCACUCAUACACAUUCCCCCUUCCUCUGCGUCCCUUCUGGACUAUCGUAGCCAUGGAUUCCGCCUACGAUCAUAUCCAGGAGGAGAGCUACCCGGAAGAUCCCACCAAGCAGUCAAGCAGCGGUGACAGCACCCAUCAGGAGACAGCAACCAACUUCAACACGGAGUUCCAAGAUGCAUACAAGGCCAUUUCUAGCAGCCCUUGGGCAGCGCGACUUGGAGGCUUUUUGGGUACAGUGAAGAAGCAGGGUGAGCAAUACUACGAUACCGCAAGCAAGCAAUAUGCGCCCUUGACCAAGAACGCCUCUGAAAGCGUAUCCAACAUUAUCAGCCAUGCUAGAAAAAUAUCACUUCAACCCGGCGACGCGUCAUCAGCAUCCAAGCCCACAAACACCGACAAGGACGCCUCUAUAGAGGAAACAAAGGAGGAAAUUGAGGCACACCCCGAUCGCCCUGAGUCUCUGACCGCAGACAUCGUCAAGGAAGCAGAGGGAAUCUUAUCGCGCUUCCGGUUGGAAGCCACGAAACGUCUCAAGGACGUGGAAAAGGCCGAGGACGCGGCCGACGAAGCGCUCCUCAAGUUCGGCAGCAACAUCCGCAACUUCCUGCGCGACGCCGUCACAAUCGCACCGCCGGAAUCAGGCUCCGAAGCCGACAAAAAUGGUGAGGUACUCUUCGAGUCAAAGGACAGCAGCGGCAAGAAGGUCGUUCACGCUACCCGCUUCGACGCCCAAUUGCACGUCAUCCACUCCACGCUCGACUCUUUCCUCAAAGACCCUGCGAGCCCAGAGUGGGAGAAGUGGCAGGCUGCUUUCGAUGUAGACAAGAAGACUGAUGCCAUUGCAAAGGAUCUGGAGAAGCACGAGGAACUGCGGAGCGCCAUGGAGAAGUGCGUCCCAGAGAGGGUGGAUUACAAGGUUUUUUGGCGCAGAUACUAUUUCCUGCGCCAUGUAAUUGAGAGCGAGGAGGCUCGGCGAAGGGAGAUGCUCAAGGCAUCCACACCCGCCGCCGACGAAGAAGUCGCCUGGGACGAAGACUCCGAGGAAGAAGAUGACGACGACGAUGAAGAAGAGGAAGAAGAUGACGACGACGAAGACGACGACGAAGAAGAAGAAGAUUCAGACGAAGAAUCAGACGACGACAACGCUACCGUCUCCGCCAAACCCAAUACAACUACACCCACAUCCACCACCGAACCCCCCAAAGACCUCGCCGCUUCAGUAAAAACUCUCAAGCCCGCAGACACUAAAACACCUGCUGCCGCACAACCCCGCCGUUCAAACGAUGAAAAGAGCGUGGCGGAUAGCGACGCUAGUUAUGAUCUUGUGAGUGGGGCGACGAGUCGCGCGCCGGGUAGUCCGCAGGAUGGGAAGAAGAAGACGGUUGCUGAGGAGAGUGAUGAGGAGGAGGAUUGGGAGUAGUUGGGCUGGCUGUUGUGUUUGUGUGUGAAUAUGAGAGAGGGUCUUUGUGGCCUGAAGCAAGCGUGGCUUUUUUCUUUCUUUGGCGUUUCAAUGCGGGAGAUUCUUGGUUGAUUACGGAUGGGAGUGUUUAUACCGGACUGCUGGAUACGUGAAUAUGAGAUAUUGAUCGC